UCACGCAGAAACGUGUGAGUGUUAGUGUAUGUGGAGUUUGUGUGGGCUGAGCAGGAAGCGCCGUGCAAUUAAUGCCACGUGUGGCGAAGGCGAAAGAGAGAGAGAGAGAGAGAGAGAGAGAGAGAGAGAGAGGGGACGUCGCGCCUAUUUGACUAAUCGAGUGGGAUUUGUUUUGGGGCGUCGAAAUAAUACACGCACACGCGCGCGCGCGCAACCAUUAUAAAUAGUUGCGUGUAAGGGAGAGGAUGUGAGCUUUUGCAGAGCCUUUGGUUGAGCUGGAUAACGAAGGAUCGAGCAAUGGAAGCGAACGGAAACAGCCGCACGGACGCACGCGAGGUGCGCGACUCGUACACGAUGCUGGUGGAGUCGGACGCGUUUGCGCGCGAGAACAACCGCGCGCUCCGGCGUGAUCUGUGCGUGAGCCGCGUCAUCAUUCUCGCCCUUCUGAUGACCCACACCGCGUUCUGCGUCCUUCUGUACAUCCAGCCUGCGUCUGGAGAGAAGAAUAAAGAAACCCUGAAGGAAUCCUUGCACCUGGCACAAAAGGAUAAAGGAACAAAUUAUAUCCAGAACCCUGAUGACUAUUGUUCUCCUCCUCUGCUGGCUUUAGUGGCGGUUGAACCCAACAGAACAUCUGGCAAGUUUUAUAUGAGGAACAUUAACAUCCGUCUGGAAGACUUCCAGUUGGGUGACAGCAACCAGUCUCUUCUCAUUCCUUGUGACGGGAAGUACAGACUCGGCCUGCAGUUAAUGUACAGCAGAAAGGACGACAAUGAAGACUGCAUCAGUUUGGAUCAAAAUAUCUUUAAGAACUCCCCCAGUUACGAGGACAAAGACCUGCUUGUCCUGUCGGCCGCGGACACCUUCUGCUGCAAGGGCAAACAGCUCUGCCAUAAAUCCAUCUACUCUGAGACCAUCAGCGUUUUCAGCAUGGGGGACAAGAUCAGAGUAGAGAGCAACAACAUCAGGCUGAUCGAUCACGGUGGACAACCAGGGACCAAAAACUUCUUUACGCUCCAAUUAAUUUCCAAAAUAUAAUAAAGAGUAUGGAGAAAGUUCUGACGCUCACACCAAGUCAAACACUAAAAUAAUCAAAGCUAACACAAGCUACUCACGUAUAGCGAGUGUGAUCGGACGGGUGUGACACUGUAUUCCCUCAAUGUUUCUCUCCCCGCUCUCGGCUACUAUCCCAGAGUGCAAUCAAGCGUGGGUAAUGAUUUAGCCGUGCUGUGUAGAGGCGAGGCGUGAUGCUACACCACAUACACUGAAGGUACACGUCCAUUAACUUGCACUAACAAAACCAUAACCAAACUGCUAUGCUAGCAUACAUUUAUUUAUGCCAUUACCUACAUUAACAUUCUAUUCUAUAUUGUUCUACGCUACUCUACUCUCACGGUGCUAAACUGAACAAGUGCCAUUUAUGAUUCAGGACAUGUAUCAAGGGAACAUGACAACUUGCCAUGUUUAUUGGACAUUCUCAAAAAACCCUACAAAUAUAAACAGCCAGAACAGGGACCUGCACGCGUGUAGACUUUUUGUUGCAUCAGGUAAAAGAAAUUGCGUCAUAAGGUUUUUUCCCUUGAAAGCUAGACGCUAGUUCGGUUGCUAGCUGAUGAAUUCCAUGUGCGUCUCUAAUACACUUAGCAGCUAACGUACGCUUGCAUAAAUCAGAAAGCUGUGAAGGUUCCUUCUGAGAAACAUCUACAUUUCGAAGUGAAGUGUAAAGCUAACAGGGCGAAGUUAAACGGUUCAUUUUAACCGUAGAACAACGAACAAAAUUUCAUGCUAAUUCUAAAAGUUCAGAAAAACCGCUUUGGUCCAUUUCAGCGGGAUUUCUCACUUUAUUCUUUUCAGGUAUUGUGUGUUUCGUUUAGUUUUGUUUUUGUUCCGAAAGUUUGUAUUAUGUUAAAAAGACAAGCUAUGUUUUUAUCACUUGGUGCCACUGUUAAUCAUUAACUCAACCUAUGUUCGCUUCUAGUCAUGUUCGCUUUAUGCAACUGCAUCCAUAAAAUCUUUAUUCACACAAAUAUAAACAUAUAGAAAUAAAUGUACUACUCAGGAAACAAAUCA
Molecule: messenger RNA, 2070 nt
Organism: Silurus meridionalis
Lineage: Eukaryota; Metazoa; Chordata; Actinopteri; Siluriformes; Siluridae
Exons: 4
Coding region: 298-1038 (246 amino acids)
Biological process (GO): immune response
Cellular component (GO): membrane
Molecular function (GO): tumor necrosis factor receptor binding
Source: RefSeq, a predicted model, not a curated record